Messenger RNA from Chlamydomonas reinhardtii, 5427 nucleotides. RefSeq lists its product as uncharacterized. Gene Ontology annotation, molecular function: DNA binding; protein binding. The transcript has 10 exons. The coding region runs from base 287 to 4321 and encodes 1344 amino acids. Lineage: Eukaryota; Viridiplantae; Chlorophyta; Chlorophyceae; Chlamydomonadales; Chlamydomonadaceae. The record is from RefSeq and is a predicted model, not a curated record.
CUUCCCUGUGUGCUGGCUCGGGCUGCCAGCUGAGGCGAGCAUGGAAGCAGCCUCAUUGCUCCCCUGGUCGGUCGAGUGCGGCCCUUCCUUUGAAGUCGAGCAUUCAGCUGCUUACUACGUGUUAUAACAUAUACGACAUAGAACAGAAACCACGUAGCUUUAACGCCGUGCUGACCGUAACUAAUUCCCGAACUUGAAUGAGAGUGCGAGGAGCGCCGUUGAGCGCUUAAGUAACCCUUCCUAGCCUGGCUGGAAGUCUCACUUAGGUUUCUUCAGCAGCGGGCGGAUGGGCUCGACGCGGGGCUCUAAACGGGGGGCUGCCUCGGCGCAGCAGCAGCAGCCCAGCAAGCGCCUGCGCACAGCGCCGCACGAGGAUGUGAGCAGCAGCGGAGACACGGACCUCCUGCAGAUGCUGCCCCCAGAGCUGCUGCUGGUCGUCGUCGGAAAUCUUACCCCGCGCGAGUGUCAGCCGCUGCGCUUGACGUGCAAAGGGCUGCGUGACGUCGUGGACUCGGCGGUGGCGGACACCUUGACGGUCACCAACGACAUCGCGCAGUACUUGGUGCUGGAGCAGAGCAAGCAGUUCGAACAGGGAGGGGCGAGCGUCUCUAAUGGCUGGGUUGCUCGCUUCCUGGCGAAGUUCCCCCGCAUCAAGAAGCUGGACGUCAAGUGCAGCCAGAGCGUCCUCACGCUGUUCGCACGACAUAUGGUGCGCGACUCCCUAGGCAGCGUGCCGCAAGGCGCACUGCCCCUGGGGCGCAUUUUCGAUCUUGCAGAGAACGUCAAGACCAACAGCCGGCGGCACUCAGCGGUCCUGUUGUGCGAGCUUAUCAAAUUUAAGGUGGCCCAGAGCCUCACCUCGAAGCCGCCCGGCUAUGACGCCAUGCGCAACGACGUGAAGCAGUAUAUCAGGGCUGACCAGCUGCUGACGGAGCACCGCCUGGAGCUGCAGCAACGCGUGAUUGAGCUGGUGGAGAAGGUGCUGACGCUCAAGGGCCACGUGGACGCGCGCGCGCACGAGAAUUACAAGUACGCGCGCGACACGCUCGACGACUCGCUGCUGCAGCUGGUGUCGUGCCUGCAGGCGCGACACAGCAAGUACGCUUACCAGCUGCUGGCCAAGGCGGCGGACCCGGCCAAGGCGGCGCGCGGCUGGAGGUGGCUAUUUUACUUCCUGGCCCGCCAGAAGCAGGCGGAGGCGGCCAUCGAGGCGUACAAGGUGGUGGACAAGCAAGCGCUGGCGCAGCUCAGUCCCACCUGCCUCAGCGAGCUGUUCCGCAGCCUCAUCGACAACGAGAUCAUCACGCAGCCCGAGCCCAAGCUGCGCGCCAUCACCAGCGAGAGCGGCUCCUGGACCAAGUUCCUGUACCGCGGCAACUUCAACCUGACGUCGACGCAGUCGCGCGAGGGCGCGCUGGAGAAGGUGGCGGCGGACCUGAUCGGCAAGGAUUACCUGGACACGGCCGUCAAUGUCAUGAACAGGUUUGAGACGGACAGCACUGCCAACGACAUCUGGGUGCAGCUGCUCGGCGCGCUGGGCAUCGUGCCGGGCGGCGAGAUGCCGCUGGUGUCCAAGGACCUGCACAAGAACGUCACCGACAACGCGACGCGCGCUGCCUGGUUUGCAUCUCACGCCGCCCAGCCGCGGCGCGUCAACUGCUUCAUCCCCAUCAUCGACCUGCUGGUGACGGAGGGCCACCUGAAGGACGCCUUCAACAUCGUGCGGCAGUACCCGGAGCAAGGCGCGCUGGACAAGCACCUUCUGCGCGCGCUGUCCACCGCCUUCGCGCUGGCGGACUGCCCGCCCGCCCAGCUGAGCGACGCCACGUGCGACCUGCUGCACGACGUGCUGCUGGGCCAGCUGCGCGACGUGGCCGCGCGCUCCGAGCUCACCACCAUCCUGGUGGCGGCCUACGCCGCGCGCGGCAACCUGGACAAGGCGGUGGACCUGGCCACCAGGCUGGACGCCGCGGCUGCGGCGGCCAUGGAGGCGGAGCCGGGCGCUGCGGGCGGCCCCGCCGCCGAGCCGGUGCCCGCCGCUGCCGCGGCGGGCCCUGCGGGCGGCGCCGCGGGGGCGCCUGCCGGAGAGGCGGCGGCGGCCGGGGCGGCGCCGGCGGAGGGCGCGGGCGGCGCAGAUGGCGGCGGCAUCUUGGCGGCGGGCGCCGCGGGGCAGCGCAUGUCAGCCAUGUGGCGCGGAGUGGCGGCGGCGGCGCUGCGGACGGAUAACACCGCUGCGCUGCUGACGGCGCUGCCGCACGUGCAGACGACGUGGCUGCUGGGGCCCGCGGAUGAGGACUGCGGUCCCGAGCCGCAGCCGCAACCACUGGCGGCUGCAGCGGGCGCCUGCGCGGGCGACGCCAAGGCGGGUGCUGGCUCAGCGGGACCGUCGUGCAGCCGCCCCGCCGCGGGCGCUUCUGACGGCGCCUCGGCACCGGAUGCAGCGGCCGGCGCACCCACCAGCAGCCAGGGCGGGCAGGCGGCUGCUGCUGCCGCGGCCGCUCCGCCUGCGCCGUCCACCGUCUGGCAGCGCGUGUGCGGCCAGUUGCUCCGCUCGCUCCGCAGGCCUGCCCUGGAGUCGCUGCUGAUGCAGCUGCUGGGCGAGCGGCGGAGAGGCCUCGGCGGCCACACCGAUCAGCGCGCCCUGCUGGAGUCAACCGCCCGCGCCAUGAUGAACAGCGGGUACACGUCGGAUGCGCUGGCGCUGGCGCGGCGGCUGGGCGGGGGCUACACGCCCUGCCCUGCCGCCACCCGCGCCGGCGCUGGCGCCUCGGCGGCGCCCGGCACCGCGGGCUCGCCGGCGCAGGCGGACACGCCCACCUCCGUCACCGUCACGAUGCUGUCGUCGCCGGCGGCUGGGGUCCGGCCGUGCUGGGCCAUGCUCAACGUCAUCCUGGAGGGCCUCCUCGCGGCCGGCCAGACGGACGUCGUCGUGCAGGAGCUGCUGGCGGCGGGCGCGGCACAGGCCAAGGCCGCCGCCGUCGCGACCGGUGAGCCCGGGCCAGGCGGCGCCAGCAGCGAGGCCGGCGCGGGCGGCUCCGCAGCGGGCGGGGCGCCGCCGCCGGGGCUGGUGCUGCCGACGGCGGCCGGCCGCCUGCGCCAGGCGCUGCUGACGGACGUGCUAUCCACGCUGACUGAGGCCGGCCGCGUCGCGGAGGCGGUGCAGGUGCUGCGGGCGCUGCGUGGCGGCGAGAACGACGGGCCGCUGCUGCCGCCGCCCAUGCCGCUGCCGGCCAUCCAGCCCAUGGCCGGCGUGCAGCGCACCGGCUCGGGCAACGGCCGCACCACGCGCGCCGGCCGCUCCGGCGCCGCGCAGAAGCGCUCGCGCGGCGCAGGCUCCACAGCUGCGGCAGCCGCCGCUGCUGCGGCUGCUGCCGCUGCUGCGGCCAUGGAUGAGGCCGGGGGCGACAUGGGGAUAGCGGCGCCGGCCGACGCGGCGGCGGUGGACGGGCAAGCGGGCGGUCCUGGGGCCGCGGCCAACCAGUCCUCGACCGAUGCGCAAGCGCUGGGGCCUCAGCCGCAAUACAGCCGCCUGAUGCUGGAGGGCGGCGGCGAUGAGGAGGCCGGCCAGCCAAGCGGCGGCGGCGCUGCGGCGGCGGCCGCUGGCGGCCCCGGCGGAGCGGGAGGCACUGCCGCUGGCAGUGGCAGCCGCCCGACCUCUGCGAACGGGUCAGGCCGCGCAGCCUCGCUCGAGGCUGCGCUGGCUGCGCUUGUCAAGGCAUUGCAGAAGCGUGCCGGCGCUGGCAACGGUGGCUCGGCUACCAACAGCGGCACCUCUGCAGGCGCCGCCGGCAGCGCGGGCGGCGGCGGCAGCGGCCCCGGCGUGCAGAGCGUGGAGUUGCUGUCCGAUUGGCUGGAGGUGUGCAAGUGCUGGCCGCCGGGCCCCAUGCGGGAUGCGCAGCUGGACACGCUCGCGCGGCGCGCCAUGGACCGCGGCCGCGACCUGGAGGUGGCGCUGCAGGCGGGGUGGCUGCUGAGCGAGGCGACGCCGCAGGAUGUGAAGCUGGCGUACACGCACCGCGACCUGGCGCAGAAGUGCGUCGGGCAGGGCAUGCUGGAGGCGGCGCAGAUGUGCCUGCUGCGCAUCAAGCCGGCCAACUGGGAGGUCGCGGGCGACACCACCGCGCGCGAGCUGAUGCGGGCAGUGGCUCGGUCCGGCGACAAGACGGCAGCCAUGCAGCUUGCGGCUGUGUGGAUCCAUGCCGAGGACCAGCGGGCUGACUUUGUGAAGGUGCUGCGCAACAUCCGGCCCACCACGGGCGGCGCUGCGGGAGCGGCCGGCGGCAGCCGCGCCGGAUCCAGCAGCCGAGGGAGCUCGCGGUAGCGCGGGGCGGCUCGGCCGCUGCUGGUUUGCGGAGUGGCGCGCGGUGCCUUGCAACUUCCAGGGUAUGCCUGGCCGGCACCGGUAAGGGCAGCUUGCUCCUGACGGCGGUGACCGGUCUGGCUGCUGUGCAUGCUCUUGCAGCCUCUGGGGUUGUAUUGGCGCACUUAUCUCUGGCCCUCACCGCAUGUGUACUAUUACCUUGACUGCUUGACCUCAACAUGUUUGUGUGCGCGCAAGCUUUUGCCUGAGUAGCGGAAAGUAGCGGAAGACACGAAGCACAACACGUGUUGCGCAGCCGCAACACACCGCGGGAUGUGGCUCGUAGGGCAACAGAGAUAGCGGCUGGUUGUCAUGCAGGCGGUGCUGCAGGCUGUCUAAUUGGGCUUUACGGGGCUUGCGUCUUCAAGUUAACUGUUUGACCGGAAGCGUGUCAGGGAGUUUGCGCCGUGCCCGGGUUUUGUGCCGUGGCAAUAUGGAGCUUAAGCGAUUGAAUCUUGGGCGGGGCGGGAGUAUACAAGGAAGACGGUCUUACACUGGCGAGCAGGUAAGGUACGGACUGCUUCAGGCGUUGUUAGUGGACUGAUUGCAAGCCAAACUACGGAGGUCCACACCCCGAAUGGGACAGGACAGGAGGGUCCGGGUGAUGACGCUGGCAGCGCUCGCGUGGCCAAGCGCCUAGUGCGUUCUGCACAUGCGACCGCACGUGCCUGCAAUCACUAGGACUUUGACUGGACCCGAAGGGGCGGCAGGUGGCGGUAGACGAGCUUGCGCAGCAGGAGCAGGAGCGAGGGUUUCUCAGUGCCUGGUCAAGCCUGGUUUUGCUGCUGACAUUGGCGCGUGUUCCAUGCGCAUGGAUUCAGGUAGAUCAUUUAUCUCAGGUUUGGAGUCGUGUCACAGUUUAGAAUCGGCUAAUCUUCAUCUUCGUUGCUUUGCUGGUCGGCUUUGGAUGGCCAGGGCUGGUCCCUGGUGGUGGCGGCGGUUCGGCGUCAGUAUUCGCCGAGUGGUCAGGUGGACUUGUCGUAGCUUGAAACGAGUAUUUGAUAACAGCAUACAAAUGCAAUGGUAGUGUCCUGUUUCUUUUGAACGUCUUGUAAUGAUGACACAUG